CACGACAACAAAAACAACAUCUGCUCGAAGGCUGGCAAUACGUUGUGAAGCUAAAACCAUGGACGAUCUUAAAGAACCGAAGAAGUUCAACAUAACAUUUUCUGGCUGUGGAUUUUUGGGAAUCUAUCAUGUUGGAGUAGCGAGUGCUUUGAAGGACAGAGCGCCUGAACUUCUUGAAAGAAUCGAGAACUUUGGCGGGGCGAGUGCGGGAGCUUUAGCCGCCGGUUCGCUUCUGUGUGGAAUCAGUCUUUCUGAAUCGCUUCAGUUUACACUACGGUUAGCAGAACAUGCUAGGAGAUUCUCAAUAGGGCCUUUUCAUCCUCGAUUUCAGUUGACCAAGACAAUUACGAAGGUUUUUAGACGAAUGAUACCUGAUGACGCUUAUAAACGCUGCUCGGGAAGGCUUCACAUAUCGCUUACACGUUGUAGUGAUUGGCAAAAUGUUGUUAUCUCAGAAUUCCAUUCCAAUGACGAUCUUGUUGAUGUAAGUUUAUUUGAAUGUUGUUUUUUAGGUUGUAUUGCUUUAUUUCUUCUGUUUUUCUACCCCGUAUAAAUGUUCCAUGUAAGUUUUAUAUGAUGUAUUAAAUCUAAAAAUUUUGGACUUUGCACAAUUGAAAAUACGAAAUGGAUUGUAUGUAAAUAUUGCGUGUUGAUUAUUAGCUAUUUUCGUUCCAAAAAUUCUCGUGACUUAAUAGUCAAUUAUAUUUCAGGAACAAGUUAAACUGAACUUUACACUGAUAAACAUUACAACACGAUAACACGCGCUUAUAUAUAAGUUUUUAAUUUGUCAAUAAUGGUUAUGCUUUUGUACACAUUUAAUACACUGAAAACGUCUGUAGUUAUAUUUCUUUUAGGUUUUAAAUACUUAUCUGCCUCCCUUUUGAGUAUUAAAUACUAAUAUCUACGGUGGUAUUUAUACUUAAUAUAAUACUCUCAGACAAAAAUCAGGCUUUUUAUUCCAAAUUUAGCUAUCUCUUCUCAUAUGAUUGUCGCAUGAGCCGGCAUGACGCAACGACAAUAUUUCAAUUUUAAGUGGGUGUGAAGUAAAUCCUUUACAGUCUAGCUUGAGACGUCUGAAAUAUACUGGAUUCCAGCCAAUAAUACUCAAAUGUUGUAAUUAUUUAUAAAACAUCGCUUUCCCAUUGAUGAAUGGAAAAAUUUUCUCCUAGAGGCCUAGCUAGUAUAUUAUCAUGCUAUAUAAAUGUUGAGUUAGGGGCUGAUUACAGGUAGAGGUUUCAGCCCAGUUUUCAGCUGAAUAAAAUACAGCGAAUGAUUACAUGACAAAUUUUCAGCCCGGUUGAAGCUUCUGGGCUGAAAAUUUCAUCCCGGUUGACCAGCUGCAAAUUGUCAUGUAUAAAUGCUUUCAAGAUGUAAUGGAUUGGAAAUUUCAGGAAUCACAGUCAAGCAGUCCCGCACAAAUCAGAAUGUUAUGACCUGUAGGACCAAAUAUAAGCACUUAAAACACUUUAAAUUUAUCAAAGAAGCAGAAUAGCCCUAUUUUGAGACUUGUCCGUCUCAGACCGGGGCAGAGAUUUCAUCAUCCCUGUUUGAGCUGAAAGUUUAACUCAGGCUGGUCUGACUUGCCAUGUAAUUGUGAAACAAUUUCAGCUCGUUUAACCGGGUUGAAAUUCAGCCCGGGCUGAAAACUCUCCAUGUAAUCAGCCCCUUACAAUAUUUGGUGAUCUUCAGAGCAAGCGCCCUUUAACCUCUGAGAUCACGGGUUCAAUUUUCGGUGCGGACUCUUGUUUAAUAAAAGAGUCUGUCAAUAUUCUGCCGAAAGUCAUGGGUUUUCUCCGGGCGCUCCCGUUUCCUAGCCUCCCACAGGGAAAGUUGACAGGGUGGGUUAGGAUAAACACAGUUGGGAAAGUGGUAUCACAGUUGUUGUAAAAAUAAAACAGUCUGGGUUAAGCGUGUGGUUACUGGUAAGUGUAAUGCUUGAUGUAAAGCACAUUUUAUCAUAUCCACACAUGUGAAUUUGCACUAUAGAAGUAUAUCUUAAUCUUAAGGUGCUAGCUGUUACACUAUGCAACUUGUCUCGCAACUUAUCUAGCAAUUUGUUGUGACACAAGUUACACGCAAAAUUGCAAGGUGUAACGUACCUCCGAAUCAUCUCGCAACAUUUUUGUUUCAACAAGCAUAGCACAAAGUAGAAUCAGGUUCUACUUUUUGCAACAACUGCGACAAUGUUGCAACACAUUUUUAGAGCAUUGCACAGCGUAAUUACAUCCCUCUUUGCAACUAGUCUCGCAAUGUUUAUACACUGAAUGGCUUCCUAGUGGCUUUUGACUGUCAAUCUGGCGCCAAACGUUAGCACUCACGGUUUUUAUACUAUUUUUAAUGAUAAUUGCAAGUUGCAUGGAACUUAUUGCUUGGUGUAACAUCCCUUGCAAUGCAAUGCAAUGCAAUGCUGAAAUCGUUUUUCUAUUGCGAGAUAAGUUGCAACAAAGUUAAAUAAUAAGGCCAACAGACUUGCAACAAGUUGUUCCAACAAGUGUGAUAUUGUGUGCAUGUGACAAUUUCUCAACAUGUUGAUGACAACAAACUUGUGGUAACUUGUUAAGAACAGCUAGCCUGUAUUAGUCGUGUUGUGGUGUCGGAACAGCUUGUAGCAAGUCUGUUGUUGUCUUCAACCUUAUAACAUGAUGAUAACAACUUGUUCCAUACAGUGCGAACACAUCCUGAUAUCAGCUUGACAACAAACUUGCCACAAAGUGUUUGCAGAUCUUGUACAACUUGCAUGUUUUCACAUGUGUGCUUUAUAGUCAUUCCCUCGCCCUCAAGCAGCGUUGAAAUGGUUGGACACGCUGGACUCUCACAAUUAAUUUUUAGAAUUCUUUGACUACACAUAUGAUUAUCUCUGUAAUUCAUUACUUUUCCAAAUAUACCACAAUUUGUUAUACUCAAUGGUGACAAUCCAUUCCAAAAGGUUGGGGAAUGGAGUCUGCCAAUACAGUAGAUGUAAAUAAUAUAGAUUAUUAUACAUUUAAUAUGUAUUCUCGUUUCUAAUUGGUCAGAAAGCACCGGCUAAUUUUCAGUAUUCGGCAUUUAUUACGUAUUUUCCGCCGAUGACGUCAUCAGCGUCCAAUAAUUGUUUUUUUGCAUCGAACUUGCAUCCAAAAAAACAAUUAUUGGACUCUCUCGUGCCCAAACCCUUGCGCGGCCAAAAGCUUGAACCUAUAAGCGCGCGAAAAAAAAAAACAAACAAUGGCCUACAGCAGAUUUGCUUCGCUGAAUGAAAGUGAACUUUCCAAAUUAUUGGCAGAUAAGGAUGGUGAAAGCACGAAAAAAGCCACAAAGGGGUAAAUAGAACUAGAAAUAGAAUAUUUAGCUGACCUUUGAGGUGUUUGAUAUUCAAAAUGUACUUUUCCUACCUCAUGAACAGGAAUCGUUUUAUAUGUUUCUCAUGUCUUUAAAUGUAUAAUAAAACAAUUAUUGGAUUCGGCUUUCGCAUGAUAUGAAGAAUUAUUCGGACCUCGGUCUAUGUUAUCCGCCUCAGCUUCGCUUCGGCAGAUAACAUUGACCUCGGUCUGAAUAAUUCUUGAUAUCAUGCUCAGCCUCAUCCAAUAAUUGCUUAUUAUACAGGGUCUGAAGUUUAAAUAUUUUCUCGGUAUCCAACUGGGAUACCAGGAUUCAAAGUUUAGUAUCCCCCUGAGAAUGCAGUAUCCCACUUCUGGAUACUGGUUACCAUAAGUAUUCUACCCUGUCCCAUCCAAUAACUCUUGCUGUUACAAAUUACAGUAACAAUAGGAGAUUCAUUGUUCAGUCAAGUUGUCAACAACUAGACAAUUCAUUAAUACACAAAAAUGCACAUUAUAUGAGGAAAGGCUUGGGUGGCAAAUUCAUAGUAUUCAAAAGCUAUCAAGAGACUGUCAGAGGUGCUUAACAUUCUCCUAAUGUUUGAAAUUUUCUUAGUAUCCAGUUGGGAUAUAAGUCAUUCACAGUUUGGUAUCCAAAACCAAAUUUUAGUAUCCCAUGGAUAUCGGGAUACUGCAAAUUUCAGACCCUGAUUAUAUGUCAAACAUAAAUAUUAUAGACAAACGUCCAAAAAGUGCAGGGAAUCCAGGGAUAUACCCCUUCCCCAGGAAAAAUAGCCCUUGAUGAUGCUGCUGAAAAUAUUACAAACAAGAAUUUUUUAUACACAAGUUUUACCCACUGUUUUACCCCCAAGGGUUUGAAAAUUUGGGCUUCACAAAAGCUAUUUCCUGUAUUUUAAGUGCAACAAAGACAUGCAGAUAACAAUUAUGUAACCAUAGCUUGCAAUCUUGGGUGGCAUGGCUAGCAUCAUAGAAAAUCAACUUCCUCUCAAUUGGUCUAGCUUACAUGGCUCUUCAACUUGCAUAUUAUUUAUAUUACUCAAUUUACAUGUAAUUCUGUUAAUUUUUCAAAAUAAUUCAAUCUAUAAUGCUAUAAAAGUGAACUAAAUAGAAAAUUUAGAACAAUGAUAUAUCAAUAUGCUUGAAUUCUUUUUUAGGCUUUAGUUGCAUCUGCACAUGUUCCCUUUUAUUCUGGUGUCUGGCCUCCCAAAUUUCGUGGAGAGGUGAGUGCAUAACAUUUAGAUUAAUUUGCAUAUUAAAAUGAGCUUUAAUUUAUAAACAAUUGUAAUUAGAAACUUUAAGGAGCAAAACAAGUUAUUGAUCCAUAGGAUAUAGCUUGCAUGAUUGUUAUUUAUUAAGUAUAUCAGCCGGUACUUUUUACCAUAUUUUUAUAAAAAUCAAACUGAACGGCUGAUCAUGUUUUGUUUUUCUUGUUCUUACGUGCAACGAACGAGUAGUUUCUUUCAAUCGAUCGAUUUUAUGUAUGGAUCUUAGUUGAAAGACCACCCCAAGGAAUUCUGCUUGACCAUACAUUUUCUGCUUUUCGAAAAGCUAUUAGUCAGGUUGCUAUACAGCCAUAUUUUUGCAUAUAUACUGUACAAGCAAAUUUACUGUACUGUACUAUAGAACUGUCCAGUCAUAUACAUGAUAAAAAGCCGAUAUAAACAAAAGAUAUAAUACAGUAUGUAAAAUGUGACAGAACAGCGAACAUGCAAAUUCGGCCAUCUCAAAUAAUGGUAAUGUUGGGAUAGUAGCGUUGCAGACUGCAGAGGAGAGUGGACAUUAAGUCUCCCUCAUGCACCACCCCAUGGAAAUCCUGCACCCCUCCUUGCAGAUGAGGCUAUUAUUAGAUCCACCCCUGAGUAUUUGUUUCUUUUUGUAGUCCUAUGUUGAUGGUGGUAUUUCAAACAAUUUACCUCAACACUUUGAUGGAGAAACUAUAACAGUCACACCGUGGAGUGGGGAGAGCGAUAUCUGUCCUGAGGAUGAUUCAAACAGUUUUAAUCAAAUAAUGUUUGCCAACACCAGUAUCCAUUUCAGCGCUCAGAAUUUUUAUCGAAUAUGCCGUGCGUUCUUUCCACCUGAUGUUCAUGUUCUCAGCAAGAUGUGUAAACAGGGAUACACUGAUACCAUUAAGUACUUGAAAGUUCAUUGUAAGUUAAAAAUGCUAGAUGCGCGACCAGGAUUCAUAAUGAAGUUUCUGAAAUGUUCUCUGAUCGUAAAUUUUUAUUUAAAACACGAGCUUUCGACUUCCAGUCUGCAGUCUUCGACAGGUAAAGUGAUAUUAAAUCAUAUAAACUAUUCUACGGAUAUAGCUACAAGGACAGUGGUUUACAAUUACACUUAACAAUUAUAAUGACAUGCAAUAUAACAAUGAGUAGUUCCGCCUACGUAAUCUCUAGUGAAACGAGUAUACUUAUAAAUAUAAAACUAUGUUUAUGAUCUGUUCUUUUUUAAUAAAAAUCUAUUUUCUGGUAAAUGUUGUGCAUUGUUGUCAGAAUUGGCUGUGGUUGCUGUGUGCCAGGACUCCAGUGUUGCUCUGUGUCGAUAGGUUGCCUUGUCUAAGAUUUCGCACUCAUCAAAGUUGAUUUUAUCAGGUCCUGAGUCCAAGCAUGUUUUGCUAUGUUUGAGCCGGAUUUACAUUGUUUCACGUUUCUUUUAUGUUCCUUUUUUCUCGUUUCGAGAGCUCUGCAAAAGAAACGUGAAACAAUGUAAAUCCGGCUCAAACAUAGCAAAACAUGCUUGGACUCAGGACCAUAAAAUCAACUUUGAUGAGUGCGAAAUCUUGACAAGGCAACCUAUUUUUAAUAAAAAUCUAUUUUCUGGUAAAUGUUGUGCAUUGUUGUCAGAAUUGGCUGUGGUUGCUGUGUGCCAGGACUCCAGUGUUGCUCUGUGUCGAUAGGUUGCCUUGUCUAAGAUUUCGCACUCAUCAAAGUUGAUUUUAUCAGGUCCUGAGUCCAAGCAUGUUUUGCUAUGUUUGAGCCGGAUUUACAUUGUUUCACGUUUCUUUUAUGUUCCUUUUUUCUCGUUUCGAGAGCUCUGCAAAAGAAACGUGAAACAAUGUAAAUCCGGCUCAAACAUAGCAAAACAUGCUUGGACUCAGGACCAUAAAAUCAACUUUGAUGAGUGCGAAAUCUUGACAAGGCAACCUAUUUUUAAUAAAAAUCUAUUUUCUGGUAAAUGUUGUGCAUUGUUGUCAGAAUUGGCUGUGGUUGCUGUGUGCCAGGACUCCAGUGUUGCUCUGUGUCGAUAGGUUGCCUUGUCUAAGAUUUCGCACUCAUCAAAGUUGAUUUUAUCAGGUCCUGAGUCCAAGCAUGUUUUGCUAUGUUUGAGCCGGAUUUACAUUGUUUCACGUUUCUUUUAUGUUCCUUUUUUCUCGUUUCGAGAGCUCUGCAAAAGAAACGUGAAACAAUGUAAAUCCGGCUCAAACAUAGCAAAACAUGCUUGGACUCAGGACCAUAAAAUCAACUUUGAUGAGUGCGAAAUCUUGACAAGGCAACCUAUUGACACAGAGCAACACUGGAGUCCUGGCAUACAGCAACCACAGUCAAUUCUGACAACAAUGCACAACAUUUACCAGAACAAUAUAGAUUUUUAUUAAAAAAGAACAGAUCAUAAACAUAGUUUUAUAUUUAUAAGUAUACUCGUUUGAGUCGUUUCACUAUAGAGUUUACCUAGGCGGAACUACUCAUUGUGUAUAUAUUCAGGGCCGCCCAGAGGUUGGCGGGGGCCCGGAGUACAAAAUUUUUCCGGACGAGUACGUUGCAAUUGCUUUCGAGGGACUUUAUCUCAUUUUUUUAUGCCAAAAUUCGGUACUUAGCCCAAGAAAACAGAUAUCUUGUCCUUUGCGCGGAAAUAUUUAACACACAAAAAAGGCUGGGGCCCAACAAAAAUUUUUCAGGGGCCCCCAGCAACUCGGGGCAAUUUGCCCCCUUUGCCCCCCCCCCUCUGGGCGGCCCUCUAUAUAUUGCAUGUCAUUAUAAUUGUAAUUGUAAUAAAAUGUAAACCACUGUCCUUGUAGCUAUAUCCGUAGAAUAGUUUAUAUGAUUUAAUAUCACUUUACCUGUCGAAGACUGCAGACUGGCAGUCGAAAGCUCGUGUUUUAAAUAAAAAUUUACGAUCAGAGAACGUUUCAGAAACUUCAUUGUAAGUUGUCAAAAUUACAUUACAUGAGAAAAAUGCCCAAAACUAUCUAUUUUCAGAAUUCUUUGCCACCUGAUAGUUUGUUAAUUAGUGUAGGUAUAAAAUAAAAGUUAUUCCGAAAACAAGUCAUGCAGGCUGUCCAAAAUUGUGGUAACCAACAAGGGUUACUACCGCGUUAUCGCAAACUUUGUUUUGCGGUAACCUAAUUUUGUUUCCCUAAAGUAAUGUAAGUCCGUUAUCACUUAAUUCUAUAUAAUUCAUAACUGUUAAUAAUAUACAUAAAGAUAUUACUCGACUGUGAUUGGUUGAUUUCAGUGCAGUUAAUCCCAAACAGCAGACAGCAGUGCAAUUUUCUGUAAUCACAGUACAAUUUUCUGUAAUCACAGUGCAAUUUUUUGUGAUCACAGUGCAAUUUUCGGUAAUCACAGUGCAAUUUUCUGUAAUCACAGUACAAUUUUCUGUAAUCACAGUGCAAUUUUCUGUAAUCACAGUGCAAUUUUCUGUAAUCACAGUGCAAAAAUCUGUAACAAACUGAUCUGAUUGGUGGAAAAACAUUGUGAUGAUUAAAUCAAUUCAAAACAAAACAAACAUGGCGCGGCGAAAGUAAAAGUUGCCUUCGCGUGGAAAAUAUGGCUUUUAUCUUUAUUUUUAAAUGGAAAAGCAUUUACCUUAAACAAGACUAACGAAAAUUACAUAGUUGAGUGGAAUUUUCAAGCUGUUAGCAUUGUAUAAUGUGAUAUAACAAAGCCAGGAAAACUUUGCCAUUGCCACAGUGGCAAAAACUACAAUUGUCUCGAACAUUUUUAUGUAAAUUAUUAAUAUAAUUAUUAAUAGCAUGGUUUCUCGUGAAAUUUUAAUAAACAUGCACUCGUGAGUUUUUCAAAGACCUCAAAAAAGUCUUUGAAAAACUCUCUCGUAGUGCAUGUUAUAUCCAAAUUGCACUCGAAACCAUGCUAUUACCUAUACUAACAGUUAAUAUUUAAAUUUUCUUUACGCUCUAUGUGAUCUAAUUGGAUUACUUUACAAUUCAUUUGUCGGACAUAUAAAAUAAUAAAUUAUAAGUUCUUCUGACAAGUUUUUGUUUUGGUGAACCCAGGUUACUGCAAAGGUGAUUUUGCGGUAACCCAAUUUGGUUUCUGAUGCAAGUAUUUUUGGACAUGCAGCCUGCAAGUGCAUAAUAUAAAUACCAGAAAACUGUGUAGAUGGGAAGAGACAUUGAGACAGGUUUGACGAUUUUGUCCAGGCUUUCAUCGUUCAUUUGCAUUCUUGGGCCCAGGCCCUACCGCGCCGUCGAACAGAGCAACAAAACCUGGGAACCUUGCUGUUAAGCCUGUUAUGUUUUUUCUCCGUAGAAACGAAAUAAAUUUCCUUUUUGUUUUUCAUUUUUGCUUCUUCAAAAUCUCUAAUUGUUUAUUGUAUUGAUGAUAAACUACGUUUGUUGAUAGAUCCACAAUAUUUAAUUGAACGACGAUCAAAAGGUAGAACAACCUCUUGUGGCUGUUUAUCUGACAUGGAAUUGCCAGAACCUGAAAGUACCAAGACUAUAGUAACGGUUACUACACGCGAGUCAACGAUAGAAGUAAACGAAGCAGGCAGACAAGAUAGACAACUGGUUUCAGAGAAUGUCUUAGAACGAUGUGGUGAAUGUAACUUGCAUAACUGUAAGUAUUGAACUGUAUUAAAGGCCACGAGGCAAUGUUUUAUGUUUCACAUAUGGCCAGGGCCAUGCAUGCAUGCAUGCAUGAUAUCUAAAUACUUUAGAUAAGGACCUUAAAAGGAGUGCAUAUAUAUUAGUAAGUAAGUACAGUAAGUACGUCAACACGUGGGGGUAUGCUAAUCAUCCUUACUUGCAGCUGAGCUAAGCUGAAUUACGAAAGACGCAGCUCGCCUGAUCGAAUCGAAGGCUUUUCUAAGGGCGCCUUUGACAGCCACAUUGUGACACGUGUCUGAUCACAGAGUACAUUACGUUACGGUGGAAGGGCCAACAUUCCUGCAUAUGGAAGGAACCGGGCUACCCGGAGAAAACCCACGACUAUCAGCAGGCGUUGACUGACUCUUUCUACAUAAGUCAUGUCGUUAAUCCGCAGCAAGGAUCAAACCCACGAUCUCAGAUUGAAGACUUUUAUCCACACGUGUGAAAUAAGCAUGCAGUAAAGAUAAUUAUGAUAUAAACAUAAGUGUUAUAUAGAGUUUUUGGCCACUGAGAAAAAUCGUAUUUAAACACACGUAAAAAAUACGAUAUUUUUACGUGUGAAAAUGAUCACUUUUCAAUUAUCGCUUUUCUGUAAAAAUUACCGCUUUUCAAAGACUGUCCUUUGAUAUAUUUUAAACAGAAAAAUACAUGGGUGCUUGGAAAUACCAGAUUUAUUUCUCAUGUUGAACAUGUUAUCUCACUCGUUCGCUGCGCUCACUCGUGAGAUAUUGUGUUCAACACUCGAAAUAAAUCUGGUAUUUCCGCGCACCCAUGUAUUAUUCUCUAUUUACUGGGCAAACAAAUUCAAUGAAGUGACGACAUAUGCAGCAAUGUAUAUAGUAUGUAUUAACAAUCACUACUGUAGAUAUAUAAGAGAACAAAAAAGUGGGAAAAUAUUCGGGUGGGGGAAUUUAGGUUUGUCACCAUAUUACUACACUGUCAAUAAAUAGCCAACUGUCCCCCCAAUCUCCUAUUCACAUUUUACUAUGUUUAUUAUAUUUUCUUAAAAUCAUUUAUUUGUAGUGCUUGAAAUAGCAAAGGUGGAAGUAUUACUUGCAGAAAAAGAACUGUCUUCUUUCAUUACAAGAAUGAUUUACUAUGUUCUCAUAAAACCAUGCGUGAUGACAGUAUCAACGAUUACUCAAAUGGCUGAAUGGUAGGUCCGCAUAGAUUUAUCUAUCAUAUCCAGUCUAUUCAUUAUACGUUUCCUUUAACUUUGUUUGUCAAUAAAGUAUCAAUCAGUUGUCGGGAGCAAUAUUUAUGCUCUAAUACGGACAAUUUUCAAUUUCUCAUUUGUGAACCUUUGUGUAAUAUUGCAGACGCAAAUAGGCACUUCCAGCUUUUAAUUUAUGCGCGCAGGGGGUUAUGGGAAGUAAGCUUUCAUAUUGCUGAUUAUGCUGAAAAUUUAAAUAAAAACUUUGCGGAAAUUUUGAUUCUAUAAAAACGUGAACAUAUUUAGCUUUCUCCCGCUUUUGUCAACAACCAUUUGAAUCACUGCCGUUCUUGUAUAAUGGCUCCAGCGUCGCAUUUAAUACUGCACAUGGCUCUGCCGAACAUAAGGUUGUCAAAUGUCAAUAGAUAAGAGAGUACCGCCUGAGCCAAUAUAACUGCCUAUUGUACUUCAUACAUGAAAGCCAUUGUUACAGCGUAUUUAUACCUUACAUGGUUCGUACAAAACUUGAAAGUAUUAAAUGUCCUUGGAUUUGAAAACAAAUUCAAGGCCUUGAAUCAGAAUGCCCUAGAACUUGUAAAGAAGUGUUUGAAAGUCUUUGAAUUCUUCUUGCUUUAGUUUAUGGAUAUUUUCUUAAAUUAUUUGACAUUCAGAAGCGGACAUUUUGUUGAAUUAAUUUUGCAUGAUCAUACUGGUAUAUCUGACAAAGCUGUUUGAAAUUUACUAAAGUUGCGUUUCGAACAAUUCAUCGUGACAUUGUACUGAUUUCUAACGCCUUCUUUUCAGUGUUUAGUGCUUGAAUUUGCAUGCUGAUGCAUGUCCUUGAAUGUCCUUGAAUUUGACUCUCUCUGAUAUGUACAAACCCAGAGUGAAACCGCAUCGUUCAAUUAGCUAUUAGACAGUCCCCCAUGCAUACAUGUCUAGCCGGAGUUGGAAAAAGUGUUCAACGGUGAAUAAUCUUUUUGAAAUUGCAAAAUAUGUAAAUUAUGUCAAUGUCAUUCAGAAUCGGCUACUUGUUCCUAUUUCGUACUGAAUAUUUCAAGUUUUAUGGUUUUCUCCUCAGUAUUCUCCAAUGUGAUCUGGUAUCGGUACUAUAGAUAGAUAGAUAGAUAGAUUUUAUUUUGACACGCUAACUAUACGUCAAUUAAAAAACAUUGAUUUCCACGAAGGGCGUGUGUUCAAAAGUUAUUAUAUAUAAAUGUUGUUAUGACUCUUAUGGAAUCAAAUAAAAGAAAAUAGAAAUAAUCUAACUGUUCCAAUUGACAAAAUUGACAAUAUAGACAACUAACAAAACAUAUAGAUAACUAUUUACAAUAAAGGAUAUAUAUAUGUAUGUAUGUAUAAAUAUAUUAUUUAGAAACAUGAGCAGCAAUUUUUCUUUCAAAUAGAGACUGGGACCUAAUUCCUCUGAUUUCUUUAGGCACUGAGUUCCAUAUUUUUGCCCCAUUAAACAUAAAACUCUUUUUCAUGCUAUUUGUGCGGGGCUGUGGCAAAACGAGUGUUGUUUCAUUGUCACGGAGACAGUAAUGCGUAUUCUCAUUCUUGUAGGUAAAAAGGUCUGUUAGGCUUUUAGGCCCAGACAUAUUCAAAAUUUUGAACAUUAAUUUUGCCUUAGCUUUAGUUCUUUGUACUUUUAGUGUCUCCCAUCCUAACGAAUUUAAUGCGAUUUGGGCAUUAACUUCGUUACCCAUGUCCAUAAUAAUUCGAGCGCAUCUAUUUUGAAGCUUUUGUAAUCGUUGUGAUUGAGUUUCACCAAAAAUGUCCCACAAUAUCACAAUAGUUACCAGCGCAAUAUCAAUACCCUGCCCUAGUCAAGUAUCAUUUGGUAUUAGCGUUGAGUAUAGAGUGUUCCACAUUAAACCUUCAUCACUGACCUCACAUAUGGCAAAAAAACCGCAGUUUUUUGCAACCCAGUGAUAGUAUACUUUGUUCACUAAAACUGUCUGUACCAGUGUAGGUAGUACCAAUGUGAAAAUGCUGUGCUGAGUGGUUAUAUUACUACCUUAAAAAAUAAGCAGAAACUCGACGUUUCGAGCGAAGGCCCUUCGUCAAGUUUCUGCUUAUUUUUUAAGGUAGUAAUAUAACUACUUUGUUCACGUAUGUCUCUGUUGUCUCAUGUUGUCUUAUGUCUCUGUUGGUUUUGUAAAACCUUACUGUAACUCCUUAAAUAUAGUAUUAUUCUGAAGCUACCAAAGGUCACCACUGGCGUUAACUUCCUGGACCAGUUGCUGCAUACCAUCAAGGAUGCCAUUGUUCACUAUGAAAUUUAUCAAAAUAUUCAUUCGUGUAAUGACAGGUACAAUUAUAUAUAUACUGUUUUUUGGUAUUUAAUGUUUCUGUAAUCAGAGAGUUGCGUAUAUGCAAACAUAAAAAGAAAUGAUAAUGGUGGCGAAAUAAUUUGUUCUUACAUGUAAAGUGAUGCAUUCAUAUAUUCCGAUAACCGAUAUUCAAGGAGCGAUAUUUUAACAAUUAUUAUAUUCACCGAGGUAAAUAGUGCAAGGAUAUUUUAGAAAAAAGAUUUGCUUGUCUGUAUUUGUAACAAAACGGGAAGACGUUUUGUUUUAACCGGGAGGUGAUUAGUGCAAGCCUGCAAGGAUAUCGAGACAACCAAUCAAAUUGCGCGAAAAGUAUACUGCCCACCGCCUGCAAAAUACUGUAUAUGCUUCGCUUAUCGCUAACAAAAAUGCUGACACCGAUAUGUUGAAUUUAGAGCCGAUACGUCCAUAUGGAUAUCGGUUCAUCACUUGUCCAAUAUACAACUAUAAGCUAGAGUAGAUACUGCUUUCACGUCAAAAUGAUGAUACAACCUGCAUGACUGCAGCUAGGAAGACCAUCUGCCCUUCCCUAUUUGGUUUCCUCCAUCUUUUACCGAUGAAAUAUUUAUAAAAAAUGGUUUUAAUUGUUCCAUUUUAGCUGCUCACACAAGUCUCAAGUGUACCGUUCAAGUAUCACAGAAGUGGAGUAUGAAAGUUACCAAAACAUUGAUACAUCCUCUGAAGAUUAUGACACAGCAUGCAGCGAGUCGUCAUUUGUCACGUGUUUAUCACACUCUGUCAGUGCGGAUUCCGAUCUGGAAUUAGAGACAUUAAGUUCAUCAAGCAGUGAUACUGUAGUUGAAGAGAUUUUUAGUAGUGAAGAGGUAGAAUUCAACUUGGCUGAUCAUGAUCAUCAACUCCGAGCAGAUUAUAUAUUAAGCAGUAAAGCAAGAUGGAACGCUGACGCUGAAGACUUGCUACAAACCUAUCAGAGAGGGUAGACGCCUAAGGCGGAAAUUGGUAAGGUAUGCUUUUAAUGGAAUAUUAGACUACGUUUACAUUGUACGGAUAGGUUUCCAUAGCGACGUGAAGAAACACCUAUCCGUACCUUUUAGGAACACUAUUUUUAGAGGAAUUAUUGCAACGGAGAGAGAUGUUGUUUCGCUCAGCUUCUGAAAAUUGUACAUUCCGUAUCGGAUAGGUGCUUUUCCGCGUCGCUACGUGAAUAUAUCCAGUACAGUGUAAAUGUAUAGCCUUAUUAGUAUAGUUAGUCACUCUCUCCCCCGCAGAGGCUUACAUGAAGUUUCUAGUGAGGAAAAAGUGAGCGCGCAAGGAGUGAUGGGAAGAGCUAAAUAAUUGAGCCUCUGCUAGUUAAUGCAAUCAACAUGGCGUCGUAUAUAAUCUUUUGGAGUUCGGUUCGAUCAACCAUCGAGGGUGUUAAAACAUGUUUUCGACUUUCAUUUUCAGGCGUACUUGAGUAUCCUGGGGUGAAUUCAAUAUCAAUAUCUUCUGUCCAUUUGCAUCGAAAAAUAUUGAGAAAUUGCAAACGAAUAUCAAUGGAUACGAGCUAUCUAAUUAUAAAUAUCCUCUUAAUUGCAACAUUUCUUCAUAAAAAUGACUCUAUUGAACUUCGAUACUCAGAUUAUGAAGAUUCAUUUCAAUUUCUUUAAAAAAAGGUCAAACAGCUAGUUUGGUUCAAAAACCAUACUUCGUCGCAUUAUCUGGCAGAGCCUCCCAAUCUUCCCACCACACCGCGCGCGCUCACUUUUAUUCUGGAAACUUCAUGUAAGUUAUUUGUAAAUACUUACGGAGGCUCUGCGGAGGAGAGAGUAGUUAAUUAUGUGAUGGCAAUUUCAAUUAAGGUACGAGCCGCUGGUCAAAACGUUCAAAUGUCACGAGUAUUGUUAAUCCGGCCUCAAUUGUACAAACACAUGAUUACUUAUUUAUUACUUGCAUGACAAAAUUUCGUUCAUUUGCAAAUAUUUAUAUCGAAAUUUUAUUUGAUAAAUAUCCUGAAAUUGACCCUAGAAGCGCUUACAUCGCGCAAUUUUCAAUCCAUCUAGACAUUAGGUAUACACAAUGCAAUGUGGGUCAAAUAUUCAUUGUUUGACAGUAGUGACGUAUGGACUUCCAAGGUCAAUUGUGAAAAGAGAAAAUACCGUAUCAGGAAACGCCCGCUACGCAGGCUAUAUUAGGAUAAGCCUGUCAGCCUGAGAUUGACAAUCUGCGAUAUAUAUAAUAAUAGUGCAGUAGGCAGUUUUAUGGUACGCGACAAAUGUAUGCAUGUUGGGAUUUGGAUUGUCGACUCGCCUCUGGUAUUAACAGGUCACAAUACAAAUCUAGGGCCGGUUGUACGAUGGUCGGAUAGUGCUAUCCAUCGGAUAGUGAUUUUUCCAACCUUUGUAAAAUUCUUGAAAAACUGUGAAAAUACGGAUAUAGACAACACAAGAAGUAUAAAAAAACAUUGAACUUAUAAAUACUAAACUUUAAUACGAGUUAUACCAAUCAACGACUGAUUCAACAAAGCUUGAAAAAAUCACUACCGGUGGAUAGCGCUAUCCGGCCUUCGUACAACUGGCCCCUAGAAAUGUGAAAAUAGUAUCUGUUUUGCCCUGUAUUUAUACCAAUGUUUUUCUUUCUACUUGUAGAAAUAUUUUCCGAACCAAAGUAAAAUGUCAAAAGGUGGUGCAAAUCUGUUGCCAUGGUUAACAACAGGGUUAAUAACGUUAGGCUGGCGUCUGACCUAAAUCAUGUAAAUAUAAAAGAAAUUUUCUACGAGAUUACGAUAUUAGUAUAGGUAAUCAUGCGAUGGCGAGUACAAUUAGGGAUUAAUAGUACAAGUGAUGUUUGUAAAUUUUGCAAAUUUCCAAACAUCACGAGUACUAUUAAUCCCUAAUUGUACGAGCAACAUUGCAUGAUUACUUGCUUAUUAUUAGCAUAUGACAAAAUUGGAUAAUAGUCAUAAUACUGAAUGUCAACAUCAUAUUCUCUUGCCAAAGCCCAGUCCUGACAGACUUUCAACCACAAUUUUGUGCUUUUGUUCGUAUUUUCAUUUAGUUCUUUUGCUUUAAGUUGCUAUAGGGCAAUUUCAUUUAUGUUUAAACUCGUGUUUAAAUACCUUUCUGUUUGUUUUGGGAAAAUGAUUAAUUGUACUGCAGUACAAUUAAUGAAAUAAUUGUACUCCUCUCAACCAAUCAGCAUCCAGUAAUUUUGUCAUGCUAAUAAUAAACAUAGUUACAUAGGGUAUUUAUUCAUACAGUUUUAUUAUCUCACAGAUUAUAUGUAGCAUGUUAUUUUGUGUUUGUGAAAUUAAAUUUUGCCCUAGCCGGUUGUUUUAUCAUGUGUUGAACCUGCUGCAAGUUAUCACAAUUUGUCUUCGUAACUUGAACUGUGAAGUUACUGCUUUGUCUUUGAAAUGCCGUCACAAAGCAUCGUCAAUUGAAAACUGGAAACUAGGAAACUAGGCAAAUUAGAAAGCAUAUAUAAUGAUACCGUGCAUGUGCAACAUUGCGUAUAUAAUUGAAAGAUUGAGCGAGAUUAUGCGAUAUAACCAUAUUGGAUGAUUGCUUCAACAUGCCAAAAGUCCUCGUGCACAAGUUUGCAUAAACAUGAACAAAAAGAUAGAACAAAGACUUCAGUCAAGUUUUCCGGACUAAAUAUUUAUUGACUCUGUAUACAAACAAGAAAGUCUAUAUCAUAGUCUAUCAAGAUAUGAUGAUCUGGAAACUAAACAGAAGUCAUUGUAUGAUGUUUUUGUCUGAGUUUAUGUUAAUUUAUGCACGGUCACUGUGAUUGAACUCAUUGUAUUUUCGUAUAAUGAAGUAACUGUCCAAUAGGGAUAGCUGAGAUGAAACGUGCAGCCACGAUGAAUAAUUUAAUGAAGUUGAGACAAAGGAUUUGUGCACGGAGAGUUACAGUUCCAACAUCGAACAAAGGCCUUCUAUUUUGUAGCUUUGAAGUUUGCCGGGUUUACAGACCAUCAUAUCUUGACAGAUUAUGUCUAUAUUGACUACAUUUGAGAUGUUUCUUUAACUGUGGGUUACAGCGUGAAAUGCCGGAAUGAUCAGAAUAUGAUUACUCGUGGUUUAAGAUUUCCACUCGCAGAGUGUAGACCAACAUUAAAACAAUUAUGCUAUUUCUUUAACUCGUUUGAGUGUUUGAUGAUAGUGUUUGAAAGAGAACAGCUUUGGUGAUACGUGAAUAAUUACAUGAUGAUACGUGAAUAAGUGUUUAUUUAUUACAACUAUUGCAGCGAAAUGUUUGAAUGAGCCAACAUUUUCUAAAUGGUUCACCCUUUUGCGCAAGAGACUUUCAACCAGUGAUGUCAUAUUUCAAUUCAAAGAGUGAUAACCAUGCAUAUCAACACACUAACACAAUGCUGGAGCAACAUUUCGUUUCAUAAAGGCGAUGUUGCACGAUAACAUGUGCGUCAAAUUAAAUUUUACACCCCCAAAUUUGUAUAAAAAUGUAUAUAGAGAAAAUGGACAAUUGAUAUUCUUUGCUUGCACAUGACGUCACUACGUGUCAUUAGGCGCCAUCUUGGUUGAUUCUAAAGUUUUGUCCAGCCGUUUACAUCGAAAUAGUUGAGUUACAUUAUUAUUUUUGGUUUGUUUUGAAAACAUCUUACUGUAUUAUGGAUAGUUUACGAUUUCUUUCACAAUACGACAAAGAAUGAAGAAUAUAGAUUUUUAGUUGCCACGUAUGUUUUGAAAAUCAACCAAGAUGGCGUCGAUUGCAAACGAGCAAUAGAGAGAAAGAGAAAAUGGACAUUUCUCACGGAAAUUGCAAGUUAACUACUUCAUCUUUGCACGGAUAUUUUGGAUCCCUGCGCCACUAUCCUUAGACAAUGUAUUACGCUAUUUUUAAAUGACGCACAAUUUAGGCGAGUCAGGAAGGGUCAAAGAUCCAAAAUGGCCAUGCAAGGUGAAGUACUAACUCAGAAAAAUGGUCAUGUCGCUGAGGAUUCACAACAUGAUCAGUUAAAGAUGAUGUCCACUCCUGUGCACAUGCGCAUUUUGAACUGCUAUGUUUGUAUAAUAUGAUAUACCAACUGGAUAUCUAAACUUUUCUGGUUUGCUAUGCUUGUAAAUGAAUAUAAUAUGUACGUUUCAAUUAAAAAAAGUUCGAAAGAUGCAAAAUUUGGGCAAUGUUUAUAUCUGGGGGUCCCCCUUUGUUAUGAGCAGAACUGAUGCGCAGAACGGAGUGGAAAUCAUCUUUAAGAUGGGCUCUCGAUUGUGGCCGCAAUUUCUGAUCGUGACAGAGAAAAUGGACAAUUAAUCUUUUACGUAGUCUACAUAGAUAAUCAAUUCUUAACUUUUUAACAUAAUAUUAAAUUUGUGAAUUGUAACAUAGAUAUUUGUGUAUGAUUUCAAUGGGUGUAGGAUUUCAAUUGGGACUAAUGGUUCUGUGUCCUUCGCCUGUCAUUGAAAAUGUAAAUAUUCAUUGGCGAAUCAUUAAGUCCAAAUUAAAUUCAAAUUUGUAAUCAC
This is a messenger RNA of Paramuricea clavata, 18062 nucleotides long. Lineage: Eukaryota; Metazoa; Cnidaria; Anthozoa; Malacalcyonacea; Plexauridae. The record is from the annotation of a GenBank genome assembly.